Molecule: messenger RNA, 2233 nt
Organism: Caenorhabditis angaria
Lineage: Eukaryota; Metazoa; Nematoda; Chromadorea; Rhabditida; Rhabditidae
Source: the annotation of a GenBank genome assembly
AUGCGUAUGACUUUUCGUUUUCUCAUUUGUGCCGUUUUGGCUAUUGUUAUGCUACCCAUCAUCAUUUUUAUCUAUUUUCUUCAAGCCGGUCCAAUUUCGGCUGCUAUUAGCACAGGUACAUUUUACUUUCACUCGAAUUCAGUAUCUGAACAACUAUUUUCAGAGCACGAACGAGCAUAUGGUGUAAUUUGUGAUGCGGGUUCAACGGGUACCCGUGUUUUUGUUUAUAGUUGGAUCAGCACUUCAGACAAUCGAUUGAUUGAAAUUGAACCAGUUAUGUAUGAGCAAAAACCAGUUAUGCGAAAAAUCAGCCCAGGAUUGAGCACGUUUGGAACAAAACCUGACCAAGCUGCCGAAUAUAUCAAACCUUUGAUGGAUCUUGCGGAACAACAUAUUCCUGAAGACAAAUUGCCAUUUACACCGGUUUUUAUUUUCGCAACUGCUGGAAUGAGACUUCUACCUGAUGAGUAAGUUUUUUGUUGGAAUUAAUUUUUAUAUGUGAUUCUAUUUUACAGGCAGAAAGAAGCAGUUUUGACAAACUUGCAAACCAAAUUACCAGCGAUGACAAAAAUGCAAGUGAUGAAAGAACAUAUUCGAGUUAUUGAGGGAAAAUGGGAGGGAAUUUAUAGUUGGAUAGCUGUCAAUUAUGCUUUAGGUAUGUUUUUUGAUGAGCUAAAAGGCUAAUUUAAUUUCCAACCAAAGGAAAGUGAUGUAGAUCUUUGAAAAAUUGAUACGUCAUUUUGAAUUGUAAAUCCGAUUACUCAAAAACUAUGAUGGUUUUAUAUUUUGAAAAAAAAACUGAAAAUAUUGGGGACCGUAUUUGCAUAUUGUGAUGACUGAAACAUCUUGUUCAUAGAAUUUUAGAAGUCCAAUUGUAGAUCUCAGAAAAACACUAGAGAAUUUCAUAUCACAAGAUUUUAACGGAAACUAUUGAAAAUCUUUAUUUUUCCAGGAAAAUUCAACAAAACUACACCAGAGCAAGUCACAUUUCCGGGACAAAAUGGUAUCACAAUUUCGCCGCGUCAAAAAACUGUGGGAAUGAUUGAUAUGGGUGGAGCAAGUAUGCAAAUUGCUUUCGAACUCGAUCAAACUGAAAGUUUUCGAAGUAGUAGUGUUGAAAAUGUGAGCAUUUUUCUGAUGUUUGCUUUUCUAAUCAUUCAUUUUUAGAUUAAUCUUGGAUGUCGCGAAGAUGAUAGUUCUUUCAAGUACAAGUUGUUUGUGACCACAUUUUUGGGAUAUGGUGUAAAUGAGGGAAAUCGGAAAUAUGAGACAAAACUUGAGAGAAAGUUGAAAGAUCAAAAUGGAACAGUUAUUCAAGAUGAUUGUUUACCUCUCAAUUUUCAUAAGACUGUGAAAUUGGAGAAUGGUGAUAAUUUUGUGCGAAGGGUAAUUUAUCAUAUCAUUGUAUUUUAUUAAAAAUAUUCAAUUUUCAGGGUACUGGAAACUGGAAUGAAUGUGUGAAAGAAGUGAGCACAUUAUUAGAUCCUGAGCAAAAAUCAGAGCUCUGCACACGACCAGAAAUAUCGAAAUGCUAUUUCGGAGCUGUUCCUGCUCCAAACAUUCCAUUGUCAAAUGUUGAAUUGUAUGGAUUUUCUGAAUAUUGGUAUUCUACACACGAUGUUUUGGGAUUAGGUGGUCAAUAUAAUGCAACAAUGAUUGCGAAGAAAUCGAAUCAAUUUUGUGGUCAACGUUGGUCAACAAUUCAGGCAUCUGCCAAGAAAUCGUUGUAUCCGAGAGCAGAUGAAGAACGCUUGCAAUCGCAGUGUUUCAAAUCAGCUUGGGUUUCGUCUGUGCUUCACGAUGGUUUCGCUGUUGAUAAGCAACACAAUAAUUUCCAGGUGGGUAACUUUUUUCUGAAGAAAAUACAGAACAGCUUUGGUCAAACAAAUUUGAAGUGAAUAAAAAAUCUGUUUUUCAGAGUGUCUCAACAAUCGCUGGUCAAGAAGUUCAAUGGGCCCUCGGCGCAAUGAUUUAUCACAUGAGAUUCUUUCCACUCCGCGACAGCUCUCGCAAUCUAACCGUCAAGAAAACCCAUUCUGCAGCUGAAUCUGUUUAUGUACCUCUAUUUUUAUUGAUUGGAAUAUUUGCUCUAUUCGUUAUAAUUUUCACCAAAGAACAUUCACUGCUAUGUUUCAGCAAUGAAAAACGACGAGGUUUAUCACGCACAUCAUAUUCUUAUAAGCUUCUGAAGGAGAAUCGCACGUCAUCUUCAUUUUUAGAAAGUCUUGCCUAA